Molecule: messenger RNA, 2999 nt
Organism: Branchiostoma belcheri (Belcher's lancelet)
Lineage: Eukaryota; Metazoa; Chordata; Leptocardii; Amphioxiformes; Branchiostomatidae
Product: mini-chromosome maintenance complex-binding protein-like
Exons: 16
Coding region: 107-2017 (636 amino acids)
Biological process (GO): DNA-templated DNA replication
Molecular function (GO): chromatin binding
Source: RefSeq, a predicted model, not a curated record
CCCGCCAUCGUCAAAAAUUUGCCGCGAAACGGAGAAGAGACCUGCAAAGGAUCUCGCAGAUUCCUACCCUCUGCAUACCCUCUAUCCGACUGCUAAAAUUUUCAGGAUGCCUUCUGUGGAAGACUGGCUGCACAACCCUCUGGGAAUCAUCCAGGGGAUUUUUGACCAACACGGUGACUCGGACCUGCCGCAGAAAGUCGGGGAAUAUUUCCAGAACAGACUGGAGGGAAAAGAUGCCUUGGCCUGGGUGCCGUCGCUGAAUGACACGCCCCUGCACCACCUGAAGCCCAACAGUCUGGUGAAGUUCCGCUGUAUGGUGCAGGACAUGUUCGACCCAGAGUUCUACCUGGGGGUGUACGAGGUCACGGACACCAAGUUGGGAGCUAAAUCUCUGAGAAGUGGGAGAUACAAGGACAUUGCAGAAUGUCUGCCCCAUCAGGAAAUUGACCUGGACUCGCCCCAGAACGUGACCCUUGACCGUCAGACCCUGUACUGCGUGCCUGUGCCGGGAGAGAACUCUUGGGUCAAACAGGGGUUUACUAACUCCAGCCAGGCGCGCGUCGUGCCUUCCACAUCCUACCAGCCUGUCCGUAACAAGAGAGGGCUGGAAGAGGAAGAAGAUCAGACUCCUCAGCCCAACAACAACGCCCCUAGCACCGAGGGUCCAAACUGCAGCACCGAAGUAUCAGACACACCUGAAGCUGAGAACACAGAGGCCAAACGGACAAGAACAGAAGAUGAAGCUGGUGCUUUGCCCAGCCCUAUUCCAGACUUAAACUUCCCACUUCCAGGCGAGACAGGCCCAGCUUGCCUUGUGAAGGUGUAUCAAAGCAGUGACAGUCUGAAGUUGAAUGAUGUUGUUGAGUUUGUUGGUGUGUUGUCCAUCGACCCUGCAUUGGCUACAUUUAACAGUGGAACUGGGGAGACAGGGACAUCAGCCUAUGAGGAUGGAGGAGACAUGAUGGACGUUGAGGAGCAGGCAGCCCACAGCCCGCCCCCCUCCCUCGUACCCAGACUCCACGCCAUCCUGGUGCAGAAGCUGGUCCACACCAACCCGGGGCUGCCUGUCGACCUCACCACACCAGCGGCCGUGUCUGGUGUAUCAGCCCUGAUGUCUGAGGUGACACAGAUAAGACAACAACUGUGUUCACUGUUGACUGAAGCUCUGCUGGGAGACAGUCUUGCUGCAGAAUAUCUGCUGCUGCAUCUCAUAUCUUCUGUUUAUGGCAGGAGAGAUGUGGUGGCUCUGGGCAAGUUCUCGCUGAACAUAAGUGGCUGUCCGAGAGAGACCAGCUAUCCCCAACUACUGUACAGACUACUGCAAGAUUUAACUACAAAGUCCCACUUUCUACCUCUAACCCUGGCCAACAUGAACUCCCUGAGGAUAACCCCUAAGAAGGACUACACAGCGAACAGGCUGCUGAGCGGGGUGCUUCAGCUGAGUGAGAGAACACUGCUGGUACUGGAUGAAACACAGCUGGAACCUGGGCAGUUACAAACAACAGGAGUGAUGAAUGUACAGGCCUUAGGUACUGCAGUGCAGUGGCAGAAGGUGGACUACGACUUCGACUUCCACAAGACAGAGUUUCCUUGCAACCUGAGAAUGCUACUGCUGUCAGAGGGAAGAUCUCUCAUACAGACCGACUGCCAAGUGCCCCUUCAGCCCCCCUCCCCACCCUCACAACUGGAGAACAUGUUCCACCGUAUCCAGGCAUCCCUGACAGGAGAUUACCUGGCCAAGGUGCGCUCUUACCUGACGGUCACGGAGCUCAUGGAGUACACCUUACCAGAGGGCAUGCAGAAGGUGAUUGAAGAAGACUUUGUCAAGAUGCGCAGUGACGACCCCAAAAACAUGACUGCAGAGGACCUACACUCACUACUAGUGGUGGCAAGGCUGCUAGCCCUGAGCGUCGGCCAGACCACCCUGUCCCAGGAGGUGUGGGAUCGAGCCAAACAGCUGGAGACAGAGAGGAAGACCAGAGUGAAGGCACAGCCGCAACCACAGGCCAGAAGUUAGCGGCACGUCAGCAACUCCUGCACUGAAACAUUGGUCAUUGUCAACCCAACAGGACUCUUGGGUGGGGUUUGGCGUGAGGAAACACUUUUGAAUCAGACUUGGAUGAUAAAACUUGUCCCAUAUGUACUGUUUGUCUAUAUUUUGUGGUAAGUCAAUAUGUUACCGUUAGAACUCAAAGUUAACCUUCUCCCUGCUGCCUAUACUACUAAUUUAAAACAUCAUGCAAAAUGGCAGCUUUGGAGGGAAGAAGGUAGUGAAACAUUCAAUGUAGUCCAGAAAUAAGACAAGAGGGCACUAUUGCUAAGAUGAAUUCUUUGAAAAUCGGUCACACUUUUAAGACAACAAAUUAACAAUAUACAAUGUCAAUGUAUGCCUUGUGUUUUCCUUCAUUAGUUGCUAUAAGUGGUGUGGCUGUGGAAUAUUUCUCUGUAACACGAAGAGUAAACAAAAUAGAAUUGCUAUUUUCCAUUGUGCUUAAGUUAUGGUAUGUCAUAUACAUUGUACAUAUAUUUUUGUCAUGGUUGUUGAUUAUGGUGUCAUCUUACAUAUAGAUAUGUCCAUCACGUUCUCUGCACAUACCCAUGAUCACCAUUCAGUCCAUUUUAGCUCUCCUUGCUGCCACUAAUCACUACAUCAUUAUGUACGUAGUCUUUGAACAAUGAUAACUUAACUUUUUACCUUGGAAGCUGAUCUAAUAUGAAGUCAACUUAUUCCAGUUUUGGACUUAUUCCAGUUUAUUCCAGCCAUGGUUUAUGAGUAAAUUCAGAAUCUGUACUGUCAUUUCUAAAGCUUAUAUAAUGUUGUAUUAAACUCUGUUAAACAUUUGGCAUUACUGACUUGUCAAGAAAAUGAUAUGGAUAUAUAUGUGUGUGUUUGCAUACGAUAAAGCUCUGCAUUCCCUAUAGCUUUGUGUAAGAUGACUUGUGGUGUAAAAAUGAGCUACUACAUCGUAUUAAAGAUCUCUAAAAAGAGUGGAAUUUCA